AUUUUCAGUAAUGGCGACCAAAACAGAAAUGGAAGGUUCUCCAAAUAUUGAGCGGGAGCGUAGUUCCAGUGAUCCACAUCCUCAAGUAGAAGCUGUGAAUACUUUAAAGAUUGAUGCCGAAAAAGAGAAACAGAAUGGCGCUACUAGGUCCAGUUCUAUUGAUAAUAUGAAGGCAUCUGGGCAACAGAAAGAACACAAAGGAAAAUUAUACAAUUUAAGGAAUUUAUUUAAACCAUGGAAAUGGAGGCGAAAAAAGAAAAGUGAUAAAAUAGAAAAAACUGCAGUUGAUUUAGAACGUAAAAUCUCUGUUCGCACCAGUAGAGAAGAACUUAUUAAACGAGGUGUCCUUAAGGAACCUGAACCCGACUGCACGCACACACUAACUGCCGGUGAAGUGUUAUCUUAUACAGAGUCUUCCAAAGAGAAGAAUGGAGCUGGUCCAGUUCCAGACAAUGCAGAUUCCCGGGUGAGUGGAGGGGCAGGGGAGCCCAGUGUUGAGGGUGACACUCAACCCAAAACGACAACUGUCACUACAGAAGCUGAUGUUGUAUCGCAGGCCAAAGACAAUCAAGUAAGCACACCAGAAGUGCCUCCCAUUACGACAGUUCACAACUCAGAGCCCCCUGAUAAGAAUGGUGGUACAGGGGUCCACAUAGAGACUAUAAAUGUGACAGUAGGUCAGGGAGAUGGACAGGAAAGUGUGCCUCCUGUAACAAUAAUCCAACAGAAAGACACAGAAGUUACAUCAGUUACUCGGCCUAUCACUUUAAAUGGUACUCAGAAUUCAGAAGAUUAUGACAAUCUACCAAGCUACCCUCCACCCACACAGGAAGUUGUGACAUCCCCUCCCCCAGUAAUACAGCCUGGUUCGCCAGAGGUCCCUAACUACCCCCCACCAGAACCUCCUGUGACCAAAGUCCUCCCAGUUGUCCAUACCACAGCAGGAGAUGAACACAUGCCAACUGUUGGUCUCUCCACUACAUCAUUUACAGAGGUGCCUUCACGUGAACCUGACCUGAAUAAGAAACCUGUCAAAAGUGCAUUAAAAGGUGCUAAUCCACCCCCUAUGCCGCCCCCUACUACUAUACAGAAACAACGGCCAGCCACUGCCCCUAAACCUAGGAUAGCCAGAAGGCCAGCAUCUAAUACCGGUACUAUUGAAGAAAAUAAAGAAAAUGUUCCAAGUUCCUCUGUGCAUGUUGGUUUUGCACCUGUACCAAGAGUGACACCUGUUGCGCCAGGACACACAGACUAUGACAAUGUUCCAGGAGACGAUUCAUCAUCAGAUGACGGAGAAAUCAAAUACCGAGAUGAAGAUGAUGAUGAUGCCCCUAUGUCAUCACUUGCAGCCAAGGUGUCACGACAGGACAGUUUAGCACGAUUUCUAAGCCAGCGUCCAGCCAUGAAAGAACUGCAAGAUCGCAAUAUCAUACCACAAAAAAGUGAUACAGAAAAAGAAGAUAUUAAAAAAAAAAUAGGCAGUACAUUGACUCGGAGACUUAGUUUACGACCUACUUUAGAAGAAUUAGAACAAAGAAACAUUUUACAUUGCCAGACAGAAGAGCAAGUACGGCGUGACAUAGAAGAGAAAAAGAGAACUUUAAUACGAAAGUUAAGUUUUAGACCUACAGUUGAAGAAUUAAAAGAGCGCAAGAUCAUAAAGUUCAAUGAUUACGUUGAGGUGACGCAGUGCGAGCCGUAUGACAGGAGGGGGGACAAGCCCUGGACCCGCCUCACCCCUAGAGAUAAGGCUGCUAUUAGGAAAGAAUUAAAUGAAUUCAAGGCAGGAGAAAUGGCAGUCCAUGAGGAGAGCAAACAUUUAACGAGAUUCCACAGGCCAUAGGCUACUGUACCAGCCACUGACUUAUAGCCAGACUGCAAACUGGAGGACCCUCACCCCUUAAAAGCAAACAGCAUGUACUUAAGCACCCACAUUGGACAAAUAGCCAUGUGCCUAUAGGAGGACACUCAGUAAUAGAAACAGAAUUGGGAAUGUUCUCCAAUAAAGUGGUGUUCAUUGGAUUGGAAGUGAGCAUAUUCAGUGAUCAAGACCAACCUUACACUUGUCCAGGGAUGGUCACUAAAAGGCCUAUAAAUGAUUUGAGGCCCUAUGGAUUGCUUAAGCCUAUUGAUAAAAAUGGCCUUUGAAAUAAAUAAGACCCAAAAAUUUGGAAUGAAUUAAAGUGGGGCACUUCUUGCCUUAUAAGUUAUGAUAUAAUUGAAUGUACUUUUCUGAGGUUAUAUUAGCAGACAAAUUGGUUGAUCCAGGAUAUCUUAUCAUGGUAUAGCCCAUGAUCUAAUCAAACAUUUGGAGAUGCUGCCAUAGUAAUGGGGAUGUAUUAUUGACUCAACGGCCUAAUAUUUCACCUCUUCUAUGUAUUAAGUAUCUCAACCAAUGAUUGGAGGCAGGAGAUGUCUGGUCAGUGGCUCACUAUGGAUUCUUCUUAAAUCUGGUCAUAUCAUACCGCUUAAUAUCUCUGAUGGUACUGUCUUAGAGCAGGGCUUCCUCCUGAUGGGGUUUUAACAUUAUUUAACACUAGUGCCACCUAUUCUAGUCCAGCAAGCCUGGAAAGUUGAUGGUACCUCUGGAUAUUUUAAGACAUAAGAACAAAGGACUUUGAUUCCUAGGACUCAAAUCUUAUGCCUGCUGUUGAUAAUAUUCACAAAAUGGAAUUGUUUCAUUGAAGCUUGACAUUUUAUAUGCCGUUUAUAUUUUCAGUAGCCUAAAUUGAAUUUGUUGGCACAGUUAUAUUCUGAAUUUUAAAGUGUAAAAUAGCAAGAAUUUUUGUAUGUAUGUGUAUUAUAUGUAGCAAACUAAACAAUAAUAGCUUCUGAAGUUUACUGACUGUCAAUACAGCCACUAUCAUUUAUCAAUUAGGUUUUUACCUGCCAAAACCUGUAAAUAUAAAAAUGAAUUCUAGAAAUGUCCAGAGAUGAUGUUGAUUUUGAAUUUUAAUGUUGAGAUACAAACAUAAUGCUUACGAUUUCAGGAUGUUCAGUUUUUAAUAUUCAUCAUGAUUCUUAUAUAAUAUUCAUGGAUUCUUGUGUAAUAAAUAGGAGCCAAAUUUAGAAUAAUUCUAUCAUGGUAUCAAAAAUCAGUCUAAACUGAAAACAUUCUCAUUUUGCUAUACAAUUUUAGUAUGUUUUAUUUUAAAAUGUUGUGAAAUUUCAGUGGCAAAUAUAAAUGUGUCAAUUUGAAUUUUUAUUCCAGUGUAAAAUAUGAUUUUAAGAGAAAGUGGUGCAGUGAUCUAAAAGCACAGCCUAAAUAUGUAACACAUGUAUGGAUACAUCAUUGGAUCAC
This is a messenger RNA of Owenia fusiformis, 3301 nucleotides long. NCBI's taxonomy places the organism in Eukaryota, Metazoa, Annelida, Polychaeta, Sabellida, Oweniidae. The record is from the annotation of a GenBank genome assembly.